ACAGCUUUCCAGAAAGUGAUCUGAACACAGCCUGCUCGUCGAAAUAUCAAAGCUAAUAGAAAUAUCAAAGCUAAUAGCAUAUAGUUCAAAAAAGGAUUAUCGAUCUUAAAGGAUUAUCUAAAAAAUGCCAGACAAUCGUGGCACUCAAUGCUGCGCAUACGGCUGUACAAAACGCAAGAAAAAAGUGAAUGAGGAAGACGAUGAGCUCAAUCGGAGCAGUAGCGAAGGGCCAUCUGACGACGAAACCUCCAUUAAAAGACAGUUUCCACGGACGUUUCAUCGAUUCCCUGCUGAUCUUGAAAGAAGAAAGGUAUGGAUUAAAAAUAUACACAGAGAACGUUGGACACCUAGCUCGACGAGCAGGCUGUGUUCAGAUCACUUUCUGGAAAGCUGUUUUGACAGAUCUGGAAAAGUUGUUAAGUUACAAAGAGAUGCUGUUCCAACUCGUUUUAAACUCUUUCCACAACAUAUGAAAAAGAAAACAUUUAAAUCUGUUAGACCACCACGACAAGAAAGCGAGCGCUAAUUACCACUGUCGAGAGUGACGAUGACGACGAUCCUCCUGAGAAGAAGACAAUGCUUGACGACCAUGAAAUAGAAGAAAUGAAGAAUAUUCAUCAGCAAAAGGUUUCAAAAC
Messenger RNA from Xenia sp. Carnegie-2017, 637 nucleotides. Its product is annotated as THAP domain-containing protein 2-like. Lineage: Eukaryota; Metazoa; Cnidaria; Anthozoa; Malacalcyonacea; Xeniidae. The transcript has 3 exons. The record is from RefSeq and is a predicted model, not a curated record. The coding region runs from base 125 to 526 and encodes 133 amino acids.